Messenger RNA from Punica granatum (pomegranate), 3222 nucleotides. NCBI's taxonomy places the organism in Eukaryota, Viridiplantae, Streptophyta, Magnoliopsida, Myrtales, Lythraceae. The record is from RefSeq and is a predicted model, not a curated record.
CUCUCUAUCUAUCCCCUCACACACACCCCUCCAAAAAACCCUUCUCCCCCUACUCUCACUCCGAUCUCCUCAUAUCCCCCACUUCCCCCCUUCUCCUUUACCCAUUCCUUCUAACACAGCCAUAGCUCUCUCUCUCUCUCUCUCUCUCUCUAUCUCUACAUUGUCUUGCUCAGGUCUCCAUUGUUGAGGGACAGAGGCUGAGGCAGACACAGUGGGCAUUUGUGUGAGAUAUCAGAUGUCUCAUGUGAGAUGAGGCACAAGAACAGCAACCUCCGUCAUUCCGAUUCCCUGCUCCGGCCUUCCUCCGCCGUCUUCCUCGUCUUCUGCUGCCUCAUUGCGGCUGCCGUGGUUCAAUCCGCUGCCGCCACCGCCGCCAAGAGCUUCCACUCCAUCACGCCACAUGGCGGCCUCACGGACGCGGAGGCCCACUACAUCCGCCACCGCCAGCUCCUCUACUACCGGGACGAGUUCGGCGACCGCGGGGAGAACGUCACCGUAGAUCCGUCCCUCGUCUUCGAGAACCCCCGGAUACGGGCGGCCUACGUGGCCCUCCAGGCUUGGAAGCAGGCCAUCCUCUCCGACCCGUUUAACCUCACCGCCGACUGGGUCGGAUCCAAUGUGUGCAAUUACACCGGGGUUUUCUGCGCUCGCGCGCUCGACAACCCCAAGAUCCGUACCGUCGCCGGCAUCGACCUCAACCACGGCGACAUUGCUGGGUACCUGCCGGAGGAGCUGGGCCUGCUCACUGACCUGGCUUUGUUCCACAUCAACUCGAACCGGUUCUGCGGGACGCUCCCUCAGAAGUUCGGCCGGCUGAAGCUGCUGUUCGAGCUGGAUCUGAGCAACAACCGGUUCGCCGGAAAGUUCCCGCGCUUGGUCCUCGCGCUCCCGUCGCUCAAGUUCCUGGAUCUGAGGUUUAACGAGUUUGAGGGGACGGUCCCGCCGGCGCUCUUCGACAAGGACCUCGACGCCAUCUUCAUCAACGACAACCGGUUCCACUUCGACCUCCCCGACAACUUCGGCAACUCGCCGGUGUCGGUCAUCGUCCUCGCCAACAACAAGUUCCACGGCUGCGUCCCGUCCAGCCUCGCCAACAUGUCCAACCUCAACGAGAUCAUCCUCAUGAACAACGGCUUACGGUCCUGCCUCCCGACGGAGAUCGGCCGCCUCGUCAACGUCACCGUCUUCGACGUCAGCUACAACCAGCUGGUCGGCCCGCUCCCCGAGUCCGUCGGCGGGAUGGUCAGCCUCGAGCAGCUCAAUGUGGGCCACAACUGGCUCUCCGGCAAGAUCCCCGAGAGCAUUUGCCGGCUCCCCAACCUGGAGAACUUCACCUACUCGUACAAUUUCUUCACCGGCGAGCCACCGGUAUGCUUGAGCCUUCCUGCUUUCGAUGAUCGGAGGAACUGUCUUCGCGGGAGGCCGGUGCAGCGGUCGGCGGCCCAAUGUAAGUCCUUCCUGUCUAAGCCCGUGGACUGUAGCUCGUUCAGGUGCAAGCCUUUUGUGCCGACCCUGCCGCCACCACCCCCGCCGUCGCCGCCUAUGCCGGUACCCUCGCCCCCACCUCCGCCGGUAUUUGUGCCGACACCACCUGUUUACACUCCACCAUCGCCACCACCACCCGUGUCCUCUCCUCCUCCGCCUCCACCAGUUUACUCUCCGCCUCCCCCUCCGCCGGUUUACUCUCCACCACCACCUCCACCACCUCCCCCACCGCCGCCACCCCCGCCUCCCCCACCAGUUUAUUUACCUCCUCCACCACCCCCAUCACCUCCACCACCGUCUCCACCUCCGCCUUCCCCACCGCCACCAUCUCCGCCCCCACCAUCUCCACCACCACCUGUCUACUCACCCCCACCACCAUCACCACCACCUCCAUCACCAUCACCAUCGCCGCCUAUUUACUGCCCGAGGCCCCCGCCCCCACCUCCACCCAGCCAAUCUCCACCACCGCCCCCACUGUUCUCUCCGCCACCACCCAUCUACAGCUCACCGCCACCACCACACCACUCACCUCCUCCUCCACACCAUUCGCCGCCGCCUCCACCACAUUCACCCCCACCUCCCCCACAUUCUCCCCCUCCACCAGUUUAUCCAUACCUAUCACCACCUCCGCCGCCGGCCCCUGUCUAUUCUCCCCCGCCGCCCUCACCCCCGCCACCUCCAGCAUGUAUUGAAUACUCCCCUCCACCACCAUCGCCAACACCGCCCCCGCCACCGCCAUCUACACCAUACUUGCCACCACCGUCUCCUUCACCCCCACCUCCAUAUGUGUAUAAUUCACCACCGCCACCUCCUCCAUCACCAUUACCUCCACCACCAUAUGUCUAUAGCUCACCCCCACCCCCAUCACCAUCGCUGCCCCCACCAUAUCAUAAUUCUCCCCCUCCCCCAUCACCAUCACCUCCUCCGCCAGUUGAGUGCCCACCAUCACCACCUCCACCAGUCCACCACCAUUCGCCGCCAUCGCCUUACAUUUACCAGAGCCCGCCUCCUCCGGCGCCGGUAUACGAAGGGCCAUUGCCGCCGAUCCCCGGAGUCUCAUACGCAUCUCCUCCGCCCCCUCCCUACUACUGAUUCUUUUGAGAAUUUUCCUCCUCUAACCUCCCUGUUUGAGUCGAACCAACCCAUCAUACGGCGAUCAAGUCUUCUCUUUCCUCUUAUUUGGGCGACCCUCAUCUUCUGUGGAGAUUCAUCGAAGAGAAGGAAGGAUUCUUGAGCUGGCAUACCAAGGAAUAGGAUACCGUGUGUUUCUUCAACAGAGAAGAGUUGAAAACUAGUACAGAGUGAGUGAGGUAAGAGGAGACAGUCAAUAUUCUCCAUUUUUACUUGAUGAUGAAGAAUUGUUAUGGGAUAAUUUCUGAGUUGUGAAAAUAAAAUUUAUCAGAGGAAAAGCAGAGAUUUAGGGGUUGCAUAAGUAGUUGUAUGUAUAGGUGAUGAAUUUGAACUUCGAAGACCGAAUCAUAAAUCAUAAUCAGGGCUCCUUUCCUUGUACAACAACACAGUCUGCUGCUGUCUUCGGUUGCCGCUGCUGCUGCUGUUCUUGCUGGGGGGGAAAGAUUAUUGUUAUUAUCCUCAUUUAUAUCAUACUUUCGUUUCAUUUUUUUCCUUGUUUUUUUUUUUUGUUUUUUGUUUUGGAUUUAUAGCUUUUAAUUUAAUAUUGGAACAUUUUACUUGUAUUUGAUUUGCACAAGUCAGAUAAUUUCUUCCACCAUUAGUUCA